CUCGCAGCUCCACCUCCUCUUCUUCCUUCCUCAGAGAAGUUCACUUAUACGAUUGGUGGUUGACUAAAGCCGAGGAUGAUGCUGGAGGCAAGCAAUUGGCUGUUGAAGGUUUCACUUGUAAAGAGUAAAUUCUACCCUCUUCUUCAAUUUCCUUGUUAUUUGUAAAAACAUGUUAACAGUUUCUACUUUAUUAGAAGUUAGUUUUUAGAGCAGCACUUAAUCUUAUCAAUCAAUAAAUCAAUCCGUCAAUCAACCAGGCUUAAUCCCAAACUACUGUGGUCGGACUAUGAAUCCUCUUUAUUGAUUCCACUCCUGGCUAAUUCAAUUCAUGUGCUACUUGCACUAUCUUUCGGGGCAUUUCUAAUCUUAUUUACUUUAAUAUGACCAAAAAUUCAUUUUAAAAUCCACAUUUCUACUACACUUAUUUUGUGGAUAUGUUGGAUCUUAGAGGCGCAUUAUUCACUUCUUUAUAACACUGCUUAACCUCAUAACCAUUUUAUAACAUGCUUUUAUUUUUGUUAAAAUUUAAUCAAGACGCAGAUGAUAUGUGGAUUUCAAAGUUUUGCUUUGAUUGUCUCUCAAGUAGCCACGCAAAUUCUUAUGAUCUUUUCCAUGUUUUUUCCAUUGAUCAGGUAAGAAACACGGUUCGAGAAAUGUUCUUUUACAUGGAUUGUUUUCCAAGUUGCAUUCAUAAGCUUUUAGAACCUUUUCUGGAAGGGCGACCAGAUGAUAGACUUUUCACCUCCGCAGCAAUUACAAAGAGGCAUGAUACUGUCACUUUAGUGACAGUGGAUGGCAUCACCAUUCUUGUUAGCGGUUUAAUAAAUAGGGCUCGGACUCUUCAAAAUGGGUUCUCGUCAGAGGUUUGCAACCAGUUCCUUAUUGGAUUUCCUUACAACUGGAAAGAAUCGGCUGCUCUACCAUUUGGAGAAUCAACCAAUGAAGAUACAGCCUUUGGACUUCCUGGUUUCUCGGAGUCAAAGGCAUCAGCUGAUCGCACAAGUAGCUCCUUCUCUAUGCCUAUUGAUCAUCUUACCGCCACUGUUUUACGAGAUAUCUUAAUAUCGAGUGCUGGUAAUCUAGAAGGUGGGAUGCUAAGAAAUAGUAUUUUUCGUGAAAUAGUGCAGAAAUAUGGCACCAAUGCUUUUAAUAUUGGUGAAGCCUCUUGUUUGAACCAAAAAAGUAGUAAUCAGGUCACAACCGAAGAUCCUUCUUUGAAUGAAAAUCCUAUUCAAAAGAUGAAAGCUAAAACUAACUGGAAGCAAGAGGAUAGCUGUACACCAGAUGCAAAAUCUGGAAAAGAAGACUUUCAGCAAGCUACUCCGGAGGAUAUACCAGAAAAGAGUGUUUUGAGUAGAAUGCUACAUAAAAGUGGUGACAAUGCUUCUAUCCUUGGUGAAAAUUCUUGUUUGAACCAAAAAAGUGGUACUCAACUCAUAAGCAGAAGUCUUUUACUGGAUGAAACUGCUUAUCAAAAGAAGAAAGCUGCAGCUAAUUUGAAGAAUGAAGAUGAUAACCAUGUGCCCGAUGCACAAAGUAGAAAAGAAGUGCUUCAGAAAUGUAAUGAUGAGAGUGGAGCUGGCAUUGAUAACAAUAGCUCAAGUAGCAAUCCUUUCACAAGAAGUAAAGAUACCCUAUAUAAGAAAAUCACAGUUAACCAGAAGGAAGAAGAAAAGAGAGAUGUGCAUAAAGUAGAAUUUUUACUAGGAGAUUUUGAGAUACUUAACCAUGCCACUAGCUCGAAUAAUGGUCCAUUGACAAGAAGUAGAGCUCAAAAACAAGUUUAAGCAACAAGUUCAAGAAGGAAAUAGAUUUUUGUGAAAGGUGUUAUCGGAGUUCCGUUGUGCAGAUUAACUACCUCUGAAUAGUAAUGGAAUUUCCAUAAAUCAUAGUGUUUGUAGAUUUAUCGCCAUGUUGUUGUAGUCCAUAAGGGAGACCGGGGAACCAUUCUUGUUCAAAUUUUGAAGUUUAUGUUUUGUUUUGUCAAUCUAGCAUUUCAAUUUUUCUUUUUUGUGUUCCUCUUAAGAAGAUGGUGAUCGUGCUUGGACCAAGAGGUAUUAAGAAGAUUAAGCAGUUUCAUCUUGUGACAGGGUACUUCAAUGCUGAUGCUGUAUUUUGCACUUUGUCAAAGUUAGGUUAUUAAAAGAAUAGCAGUUACUUUCACUCUGUGAAGAAGUAAAUGAUAUAGAACAAUUGAGGGAUCUAUAUUUCAAUGAGAUAUUUGUACUACUCAUCUAUUGACCAUACUUCGAGUUUUUGCUAGAACGUUUCUUGAAAUUUACCACAACAUUAGAUAUGCCCUAAAAGAAAAUCAAUCUAUGUAUUGAUUUUGGGUCAUAGUUAGGAAGCUAAGUGAAGGUUACCAAGUUUGAAAGUAGGUAAAUUAGACGAGCAAUGUUGUGAACCAAGUUGACUUCAUAAGGGCCUAUAGGCUAGAAGAGAUAAAUGAGACUGGGUCAAUUGAGAUUAUUGGAUCGAGUAAAAUGUUGGAGAAUUAUAUAUGGGAUCUAGGCCCAGUUAGAAAGUGGAUAAAAAGGACUACAAGGACUAGGAGGUUAGAAAGAAGGAAUAUGUGAAUUAUGUUGAAGCUUGGCUCGGCUCAUCUUCUGGUUUUGUAUCUCAUCCUUUUUCUUCUUAGCUUCCUGUUGCAGUUUCUUUUCUCAUCUCGUCUCUAUUUCUUAAGUGUUAUUUUCUAUUGUUCUAUGAACAUUUGGUUAUUGUAAUUUCGUUUGGUGAAUUAAUACCAUCAGUUGAUUUGGGUGUAAUCUCUGGUUUGUUACAUUGGUGCUUUCACUGAUUAGUACUCCAAUGACAGUAUUAUUAGAUCGAUUCAGCGGUGGUGACCCAGCGGGUUGGAUUUUUUGGGCCGAACGGUAUUUCAACUUUCGUGGUUUCUCAGAGAAGUACUGGUUAUCUUUGGCUUACCUCUACCUUGAUGGCGCUGCACUUUCUUGGUUUGAUUGGUUGUAUCGGAACAACCAGUUUUGGGAUUGGAAGCAUUUUAAAGAGAAAUUAGUAAUGCGCUUUCAGAAACGAACCUUUGCCAAUUCUGUGGAGCGUCUAGCCUAUCUUUCACAGACACGUUUUCAAUAUGUACAUUUCGAGACUAUGGUUCCUCUUAAACCUCAGGGCCCUAUCGUUGCUCCUCUACAUAAUAGCUUCAAUUCUUCUGAUUUAGACGAUGGAGUAGAUACAGAUGCUUUGGAGGCCAAGUUGCAGGGGUCCCAGACAGAUACAUCUUUGGGAUCAAAGGAUGAGUUUGUAGCGAAGGAUAGGGAGGACUCUAAGUUGUCUGUAACAGCCAAAUCCGCUCCUGUCUCUCAAGAUGUCGUUUCGGAGCUUGUCGAGUCUGUUAAGAGCUCGUCAGCAACUUUCGAGCACCAAGUGUUUGAUAAAAUUUCUCAUAGAGCCGAGAUAAUUUUACCAGAGUUAUCCCUUAUAGAAAAUGACUCGGAGAAUAUUAGUCCGGUUUUCAACAAAAAUCUGGAGUCUGAGACUGAAUUAUGCAUGCAUCACAGUCUAAUAAUUGGUGACUAUGGAAUUUCUCUGGUCAUUAAGGAUGGAGACGGUUACAAAGUCACUUAUGGAGAUGAAGAGAACUCACACACUGGUGUGUGCCAGGCGUUUGAUAAUUAUUCUCAAAAAGCCAGAGAAUUUUUGUUUAACAGUGCAGUGCUCUACUCACUUUGGGAAAGGAGUGACCCCUUGAUUUUGGAUGGAACCCGAUUGAUGCACAAGCAUAUAUUCAUACACUUUCCAUUUGAUCCUGGAAUUGAUAUUGAAGAAAGAGGGAGUAAAAAUGGCAUCACAGAUACUGCUAGCUGUGAAUUGCUAUUGAAAUGUAUAGCAAAUGUCUCUUGCAUUGCUGAGAAUGUUCCUGGGACAACUAAUAGUGCUGCUAAGCUCAGACAAAUGACUUAUGGAAGCUUGAGUGACACCGUUAGGAGCUUUGCUGUUUUGGACACAUCUCAAAUUGUCACACUUCUUUGCCAUGUUAUUUGGAAUACAUUUAUUGUUCUUCUGAAGCUAAGCAAUAAAGAUGAACCCAAGCCUAAACUCCAAGCUACCAACCAAAUUAUUAUAUUAUUCCUAAAAGUUUCUGCCUAUCGUAGCCCAUGUGUUUAUAAUACUCUAAAUUGACCAACGAGAUUUACUUGCUUGAACCUUGAGGACAAGGUUCUUUUUGAGGGCGAGAGUAUUGUUGUGAACCAAGUUGACUCCAUAAGCGCCUAUAUGCUAGAAGAGAUAAAUGAGACUGGGUCAAUUGAGAUUGUUGGGCCGAGUAAAAUGUUGGAGAAUUAUAUAUGGGAUCCAGGCCCAGUUAGAAAGUGGAUAAAAAGGACUACGAGGUUAGAAAGAAGGAAUAUGCGAAUUAUGUUGAAGCUUCAGCUCAAGUCUGUGUUUCUCAUCUCAUCUUCUAAUUCUGUAUCUCAUCCCCUUUCUUCUUAGCUUCCUGUUGCAGUUUCUUUUCUCUUCUCGUCUAUAGAGAGUUAAGUGUUAUUUUCUAUUGUUCUAUGAACAUUUGGUUAUUGUAAUUUCGUUUGAUGAAUUAAUACCAUCAGUUGAUUUGGGUG
Molecule: messenger RNA, 4574 nt
Organism: Nicotiana tabacum (common tobacco)
Lineage: Eukaryota; Viridiplantae; Streptophyta; Magnoliopsida; Solanales; Solanaceae
Source: RefSeq, a predicted model, not a curated record